Molecule: messenger RNA, 1035 nt
Organism: Homarus americanus (American lobster)
Lineage: Eukaryota; Metazoa; Arthropoda; Malacostraca; Decapoda; Nephropidae
Product: putative proline-rich protein 21
Exons: 1
Coding region: 1-1035 (344 amino acids)
Source: RefSeq, a predicted model, not a curated record
AUGCCAGCAUCUUUGCCAACUCUGGCAUUGAAGUCACCACACCGUACCCUUCACGGCUCCACCCACAACGUACCCUUCACGGCUCCACCCACAACGUACCCUUCACGGUGCCACCCACACCGUACCCUUCACGGCUCCACCCACACCGUACCCUCCACAGCUCCACCCACACCGUACCUUCGGCUCCACCCACACCGUACCCUUCACGGUUCCACCCACACCGUUACCCUUCACGCUCCACCCACGCCGUACCCUUCACGGUGCCACCCACACGUACCCUUCACGGCUCCACCCACACCCGUACCCUUCACGGCUCACCCACACCGUACCCUCCACGGCUCCACCCACACCGUACCCUUCACGGCUCCACCCACACAGUACCCUUCAUGGUUCCACCCACGCCGUACCUGUCACGGCUCCACCCACACCGUACCCUUCACGGCUCCACCCACACCGUACCUUCGGCUCCACCCACGCCGUACCCUUCACGGUGCCACCCACCCGUACCCUUCACGGCUCCACCACACCGUACCCUCCACGGCUCCACCCACACCGUACCUUUCACGGUUCCACCCACGCCGUACCCUCCACGGCUCCACCCACCGUACCCUCCACAGCUCCACCCACACCGUACCCUUCACGGUUCCACCACGCCGUACCCUUCACGGCUCCACCCACACCGCCCUCCACGGCUCCACCCACCGUACCCUUCACGGUGCCACCCACUCGCCACCUCCACGGCUCCACCCACCGUACCUUCACGGUUCCACCCGCGUACCCUUCACGGCUCCACCCACACCGCUACCCUUCACUGCUCCACCCACACCGUACCUCCACGGCUCCACCCACACCGUACCUUUCACGGUUCCACCCACGCCGUACCCUCCACGGCUCCACCCACACCGUACCCUUCACGGUUCCACCCACGCCGUACCCUUCACGGCUCCACCCACACCAUACCCUCGUCUCCACCACACCGUACCCUUCACGGUUCCACCCACGCCGUUACCCUCCACGGCUCCACCCACACCGUAA